UUCAACGGACUAUAUGUACCUCCCUUUACGCAAGAAUCUGAGAAACUGUGAUCACGUUUCAGCGCAGUACAGACGACGAUCCAAUUUCCAUUUGUGGGUUUAUGUUGAAUUGUUCAAGUCUAAGUCUUUUGUUCAGAACGAGUACUAACAACAGUCGCUAUGUUAAAACAUACGAACAGUGAUGACGAUGAUUGACAGUGAUGACACAAGUGCUGUUUCAGUCCCGUGAGCAACACGGCCACGUUGGUCUCGUCAAUGACAACAGCUAAUCAACACAUCUCGUGUUAAUCCGUCACAAUAGAAUUUCAGAAACAUAUCGCUGCGUUGAUCUAAUAAUUCGUUAUUUCAAUUCAAGGAAAAAAGAGACUAUGGGUGCAUCCGUGUUGUUCAUACCUGUGUUUUUCGCACUGGGGAGUUUGGGCGUGUAUACAUUGUCAGUGAAUUUUCCAGAACACACCGGCGUACACUCAAACAGCUCAGACCUCAAGUUUCCAACUAACUUGGAUGAGUUACAAAGUGUUGCCAACUUCCUCCAUGAGUACAAGAACGAUCACUCCAGCUAUGUCCUCGUCCUCCUCUCCUGUGCAUACCUGUACAAGCAAACCUUCGCAAUUCCAGGAUCAGUGUUCAUGAACCUACUGGCUGGUGCAACACUUAGAACAUUGGUGGGGUUAAUUAUGAGUGCUGUUGUGUUUGCAGAACCUACUGGCUGGUGCUCUGUAUGGACCAUGGGUCAGAUGCCAUACAUAUUCAUCUGUGUGCAGACUGGCUGUAUUCUGUCAGAGAUCAAAUCUCUAGAUGAUAUCUUCACAUUAUGGACGAUGGCCAAGCUGUGUGGAAUAGCCGUUGUGUCCCUCUUGCCAGGAUUUCUCAUAAAGAAGCAUCGUGCCAAGCAAAAAGGAGUAGCAAAUCUUGUGAUAAUUAUGAUAUUAUGA
Haliotis rubra (blacklip abalone) is the source of this 935-nucleotide messenger RNA. Its product is annotated as transmembrane protein 41A-B-like. The transcript is spliced from 4 exons. Bases 369 to 935 code for a protein of 188 amino acids. The record is from RefSeq and is a predicted model, not a curated record. NCBI's taxonomy places the organism in Eukaryota, Metazoa, Mollusca, Gastropoda, Lepetellida, Haliotidae.